UCUCUCUCCAGCCAUAUUGGGCUUCGCUCGCCGUUCGGCUCCCUCCGCCUCGCGGGUCGCUCCCUAGCUUCCCUCCGCGCCUCCUCCACUCACACUCGCACUUUACGUUGACCCAGUCACCGGAGAGUUCAAGCGGGAACCGCAGCGGAUACAAUGGUGGCGGCAAAGAAGACGAAAAAGUCUUUGGAAUCCAUCAAUUCCAGGCUUCAGCUGGUAAUGAAGAGUGGUAAAUAUGUGCUCGGUUACAAACAGACGUUGAAAAUGAUUCGUCAAGGCAAAGCCAAGCUGGUUAUUCUUGCUAACAACUGUGCAGCCUUGAGGAAAUCAGAAAUUGAGUACUAUGCCAUGUUAGCUAAGACUGGUGUACAUCAUUAUAGUGGCAACAAUAUUGAGCUGGGUACUGCUUGUGGUAAAUACUACAGGGUGUGCACACUGGCCAUCAUUGAUCCAGGUGAUUCUGACAUCAUCAGAAGUAUGCCGGAACAGAUUAGUGAGAAAUAAAUUGCCUAUGACACUUGAAAUAUUUUACAAAUAAAAAUGUUCAGUAAAAAGAUGAAA
Molecule: messenger RNA, 558 nt
Organism: Hypanus sabinus (Atlantic stingray)
Lineage: Eukaryota; Metazoa; Chordata; Chondrichthyes; Myliobatiformes; Dasyatidae
Gene: rpl30
Product: ribosomal protein L30
Exons: 4
Coding region: 154-501 (115 amino acids)
Cellular component (GO): cytosolic large ribosomal subunit
Molecular function (GO): RNA binding; structural constituent of ribosome
Source: RefSeq, a predicted model, not a curated record